This is a messenger RNA of Momordica charantia (bitter melon), 1299 nucleotides long. RefSeq names its product flavin-dependent monooxygenase 1 (gene FMO1). Gene Ontology annotation, molecular function: N,N-dimethylaniline monooxygenase activity; flavin adenine dinucleotide binding; NADP binding. The record is from RefSeq and is a predicted model, not a curated record. Lineage: Eukaryota; Viridiplantae; Streptophyta; Magnoliopsida; Cucurbitales; Cucurbitaceae.
UACUUGGAUUCCUACGCUCGCCACUUCGAUCUCCUCCGAUUCGUCCGCUUCAACUCUAAGGUCGUCGCCGUCCGAUUCAUCGGCGAUGAUGCCGGCGACGGAAUCUCCGGCGAGUACGGUCCGCUGCUCCCCGGCCGGCCGGUCUGGGAGAUCUCUGUCCUCGACACUCGUUCUGAUACUAUUCAGUUAUAUGAGGUGGAGAUGGUGGUGAUGUGCAUCGGAAAGUACGGCGACAUCCCGAAGGUGCCGGAGUUCCCGAGUGGUAAAGGGCCGGAGAUAUUCACCGGCAAGGUGAUGCAUUCUCUGGAUUACUGUAAACUUGGGAAGGAAGAGGCAACUGAGCUUCUCAAGGGCAAGAGAGUUGCAGUCAUCGGCUACAAGAAAUCAGCCAUUGAUUUGGCUCUUGAAUGUGCCGAGGCAAAUCAAGGUGGAGAAGGGGAGGCAUGUACAAUGGUGGUGAGAGGAUUACACUGGACAGUGCCACAUUAUUGGGUGUGGGGAUUGCCAUUCUUCUUGUUCUUCUCCACAAGAUCUUCUCAGUUCCUCCAUGAAAGGCCCAACCAGAGCUUCCUCAAGACCCUUCUUUGUCUCUUCUUAUCUCCCAUGAGACACGUGGUUUCGAAGUUCAUAGAAUCGUAUCUGACGUGGAAAUUGCCGCUGGAAAAAUACGGGUUGAAGCCGGAGCACCCGUUCGUGGAGGACUACGCGUCGUGCCAGAUGGCCAUCAUGCCGGAGAACUUUUUCCGGGAAGCCGACGAGGGCAAAAUAGUCAUAAAAAGAGCGUCCAAGUGGUGCUUUUGGGGCGGAGGGAUCCAGUUCGACGACAGCUCCAGAUCGGAGUUCGACGUCGUCGUUUUCGCCACCGGCUUCGACGGCAAGAAAAAGCUCACUGACAUUUUUCCUCAGCCCUUCCGAAGUUUCCUUCACUAUCCCUCCGGCAUGAUGCCCUUGUACAGGGGCACGAUCAACCCAAUGAUUCCAAACAUGGCAUUCGUGGGGUACCUAGAGAGCGUGGCGAACCUGCACACGGCGGAGCUGCGGAGCAUAUGGGUGGCGCGGCUGGCCGAGGAGAAGUUCAAGCUGCCGGAGAGGCAGAAAAUGGUGGAGCAAAUAAACGAAGAGAUGGAGGUGAUGAAGAGAAGCACGAGGUUCUACAAAAGGCACUGCAUUUCCACUUACAGCAUCAACCACAGCGAUCAAAUCUGUGAGGAAAUGGGGUGGAGCCCUUGGAGGAAGAACAAUUGGUUCUCUGAAGCUUUCUCCCCUUAUGGCACCCAAGACUACAACAACAAAAAUUAA